Nematolebias whitei (Rio pearlfish) is the source of this 1707-nucleotide messenger RNA. RefSeq names its product G patch domain containing 4 (gene gpatch4). Gene Ontology annotation, biological process: regulation of ribosome biogenesis. The record is from RefSeq and is a predicted model, not a curated record. Bases 123 to 1277 code for a protein of 384 amino acids. Gene Ontology annotation, cellular component: nucleolus. The transcript has 8 exons. Lineage: Eukaryota; Metazoa; Chordata; Actinopteri; Cyprinodontiformes; Rivulidae. Gene Ontology annotation, molecular function: nucleic acid binding.
CCGGUGUUAACUUCCGCCGGCAGAAGCCGCGUGUUGUACAACAGACACCGGCCCGAAAACCUAACAAACGAUCAAGCUUAGGGUUUUUUAUCUUCACGUCCCGUUGACUGUCCUCGGAUCAGAUGGCGGAGGUCGUGCCGGAGAAAAGCGGUGGGUUAAAGUUUGCUGAGCGGCAGCUCCUCCGUCACGGCUGGGAACACGGUAAAGGACUCGGGCGAGCUGAGAACGGCAUAUCGGAGGCCAUCAAGGUCAAAGUGAAAUGUGACAAAGGAGGAGUUGGUCAUAGAGAAGGAGAGCAGUUCAGCUUCCAGUGGUGGGAUCAUGUUUUUAACAAGGCCUCUGCCAGUCUGCAGGUGGAGACUCACCAGAAUGGAAUUAAAUUAAAGAAGACGGCAGAAGGAGAAGAAGAAGACGGGACAAUCUCCAACAAGAAACCACGGAAAGCCCUGCUGGCAAAAAGCAAACUUUAUGGAUGUUUUGUGAAGUCGGCCACGCUGCUGUCGGGUCAAGAGCAGCCGGAACCCAAAGCGUCCGCUUCAGACGACAGCAGCAGCUCUGAGGAGGAAGAGGAGCAGAAACUGGAUCUGUCCAGCACCACAAAGCUCUCUGACUCUGAUCUGAUGAAGGCCUGCGGAGGACGAACGGCUCACAAGGGGGCGAGGCACGGACUGACCAUGAGCGCCAAGUUAGCCCGACUGGAGCAGCAGGAGGCCGAGUUCAUGGCCACGUACGGCAAGAAGAGCCCGCAGACCCGGCCUCCAUCUGUUUGUGUUGCACCGACUCCUCCGACGGUUGGAUCGGAGCCGACAGCGGAGCGCCGCAGAGAAAAGACGAAGAAGAAGAAAUCCACAGAGAGAUCCGUGGAGCUAGAUGACGCGGAGGUGUGUGAAAGCCCCAAAACGGAGGUUCAACCAAAGGAGAAGAAGAAAAAGAAGAAAGAUAAAAGCAAGGAGGAACUUCCUGCAGAGGGAGACAGAAACUGUGAAAGGAGGAGAAACAUCACCGAGCAGAACGGAGCCGCAGCAGAAACUCAGGAGCUGAACUCUGACUUUAAACUGAAGAGGAGGAAGAAAUCAUCCAAAAAUGACAAAACGGCCGAAGAGGAGGAGAGAAGAGAGGAAGAAUCCAUCCAAUCAGAAGACAGAACACAGGAGGAGGAGGUUACCGUGACGACAGAGAAGAGGAAAAGAAAGAAAAGCAAAAAGGAGAAAUUACUGACUGAGAAAAGAGACGAGGAGUUUCCACCAAAGAAGAAGAAGAAGAAAUCCAAAGACUGACGAGAAAACGACCUUCUGGUUUUUACAGACUCAGUGAUUUAACUUUUCCUCUGCAGAUAAAUUAUUUAUGUUCAGGUGAGUUAGAUCCACUCAGAACAUUUAGACCUUUUCAGUUUUUUAACUCCAGCCGACAUUAAACAUGCAACGAUGAAUUUGUCACCUAAACACAACUUUUUUCAGCUGAUAUUAGGUGUGUCUGUAAAAAACUGCAUUUGAAAUGAAAUCCUGUGUUGGCUGAUCUGAGGGCCACAAUAUGAUUCAAAAAGUGUUUUGUGAAAUCUGGAAUAAUGAAAAAUGUUUUAAUAAAACUGAUGAUCAGGAGACAAUGACUGCUCACAAGUAAAAACACAAGCCUAGUUCCAUUUGUUUUUUAUUUACUCGUUAGAAUUAAAUUUGAAUUUUACACAGAAUGCGUCAAACUUCCCAACAA